AUGAUGAGGAAAACGUUUAUAGAUAAAAACCCAACAACAACAUACAAUCCCAAUCUACAAACAAAACCAACAAAUUAUAUUUUAGUUAUUGUAAUACAUUCGGGAGUAUUUAAUCCGUUAGAAACAGGAUUAUAUUGUGUUUGUAAGAUUGAUGACAAGAAGUACAGAUCAUUAACAAAAGUUGGAAAUAAACCUGUUUUUAAUGAACGGUGGAUAGUUUCAGUUCCAGAAAAAACGAAUAUUUUACAGAUUGAAGUAUGUAAACAUAAUAAAUUAAAUCAAAAACAUAUUCUUGGAAUUGUAAGAGUGUCAUUAAAACGGUUAGGAAUAAAUGUAGAAACAACAGAAAAAUACACUGUUUUUUCUUAUUCUUCUGUUGAAGUUGGGAAAUUAGUUAUAACAUUUAAGAGAUUGUCGAGAGAAAAUGAGAAGAAAUUGAUUAUUGGGGAAGAGUCAAAAAGGUCAAGCGAAAGGUCAAGUGAAAAGUUUUCUCUUUUAACGUCAUCAAUUGAAGAACUUAAUUUAUGUUAUAAACCACAAAAUUACUUAUCUUUGGGUCAUGUUCAUAGAAAAAAAUUUAUGCCACAACUUCCAUCGGUAAAAGAUAGAGAAACAGUUGAAGCAUGUGGAUUAUUUUCAGCAGUGUUUACAGUUACAGUAGGGGAUAUUGCAGAAGACCUUCUUCAUUUUAUGAAUAAUGAACAAGCAACAUUUAACGACAUAGAACAAGUAGGAUUAACAGGAGUUAUUACAAAUUGUUAUCCACCAAAUAAUGGAGGUAAAAUAGUUCCAUUAAAUAUUUGGAAUUUUUGUUUUGGAGAUGGGUUAAGAGUAAGUAGAACAAACAAAAAUAUAAACGUUGUACCAUUUGUUAUGACAGAUGCCAUGGCUAAUACCAAAUAUGCAUGUUUCUUAAUUGCUUAUUUUAAAAUUGAAAAAGAAAUGAUUAAAAAAAUCCAAGAAAUUAUUCCAAAAACACCUGAUGAGUUAUAUGCACCAUAUGCUGUUGGAGUAACAAGUGAUUUUCCAUUACAUACAUUUAUGAGGAAAUGGUUAAAGUCAUUAUAUGAAAUAAAUGUAGAAAAUGAUAUGAAAUUUACAGAUUAUUGUCACCAAGUAAUUUUUAUGACUGGAAAACCAUCAUUUGGAAAUUUAUAUUCAUAUGAUUUUGGACAAUUAGGAUUUAAGAUUGAAAUUCAACUCCCUUGUUUAAAUGGAUUACCACCAAUACCUACUAGUAUUCUUCCAUUAUUUGAAAUGAUUGGAAUUGAUGGAGUACUUGCUGUAUGGCUAGCAUUAUUAGAAGAAGAAAAAGUAAUAAUUACAAGUACAUCAAAAACUGCAUUAGUAUAUUCAAUAGAAAAUUUAAAAUCAUUAUUAUUUCCAUUUGAAUGGUGUAAUAUUUGUAUUGAUUCAUUACCUUAUUCGUUAAUUGAUUAUGUAAGUUCUCCAAUGACAUAUUUAAUGGGAGUGCCAUCAGAAUAUAAAGAAGAUGUAGAAAAAAUUAUUAAAAAUGAAGAAGUAGUGUAUGUUGAUUUAGACAGUGGAGUAGUAAAGUCAAAAGGAAUAAUAAGAGAAGUUCCAAAAUUGAUAAAUACAGUAUAUCAUGAACUUAAAGAUGUUUUUAAUAAAAGAGAAUAUUCAAAUGGCAAUAUUAAUUCAGAUAUAUUUGAUGAAAAAUAUUAUUUACAUAAAAGUGAAGAAUUUAAUUGUGCAGUUAGAAUUAUAUUAUUUAAAUUUAUUAAUGUUAUGUUAAAUGAAUAUAGAGAUUAUAUUGGAUAUACUUGGAUUGCAGAUAAAGAGUCUGUAGUUUUUUCUUCAGAAGAAUUUAUUUAUAAUCAACCAUCAGACAGAAGAGACUUCUUGAAAGCAUUAUUUGAAUCUCAACACUUUUCAUUCUUCCUUCAAAAUUUCCCAAAAAGACAUGACCAUAUAUUUGAAGACUGGCAAAUAAAUAAUAUUUAUUUGAUUAAUACUAAUGAACUGAUUCAAAUGUAUUCAAAAGAAUAUCAUCCUAUUACUUCAAUUAUUCAAACAUCAACAGAAAAGAGUCUUGAAGUAUCUCCAAUUAAUACAUUAGUAUUGGACUGUGGUAAACUUAAAUCAUUAAGAGUAAGAAAUACUGUGGUUAAUUCACAAUUAGAACCAAAAAUGUAUCAUAAUCAUUUAGAAGGAUUUAAAAAACAAAGAGUAAGAGAAGUUUUUAAUAAUGAUAUAAUACAAUUUAGUGAUAUUCAAAUUGGAAUAUUAGUAAUGAUGAAUGAAGGAACAACAAAGAGUCUUGACACAGAUUUGUUAUUUAAUUUUUUAUCACAAGUUGAAGGAAGAAAAAUAUUUACACAACGACUAAUGAGUAAAUACACAUCGUUUUGUAUUAACAAAAUGGAAGGUAGAAUAAAUAAUAUAGUUUAUGCUGUAAUUGGUGAUAUUCUUCGACAGGAAGCAACAUAUGCAUAUUCUCAAAAAGACUAUAUGACACCACAACAUAUUAUUGAAUCAUCGAAACUAUACUUUAAGAUUGAAGGGAAAAAAAGAAUUACCUUACUUCCAUUAUUAAGUGAACUAGAUAUUUGGAACCAAAUGGAUGUAUGGAAUAACAUGUUUACAAAACUCUGUUGUAUAGACAAAGAACUUAUAUAUAAAGAGGUGUAUGGGUUAGAUCUUCCAUCAAGAUGGAAUUUAUUUAAUAAAGAACAACAAGAUAGGUUUAGAGAUGAAGAGACACAAAGAAUCAAAAUUAGUAUGAAAUCAUUAUUAGAGACUAUGCACAUUGUUCAAGUAAGUGAUAGAACUAUCAAGAAAUUUGUUGGAUAUUCUUUAAGUCAAUUUAGAUUCGAUGAAAAAAUAAGAAAAGAAAUAGAGGAAAUUGCACUUUCUAGCUGUAAUAUUAUAACAGAGAGUAUUGAAAGUAAUAAAGAAAGAGCUUUGUCUAAAAUGAGAGAAUUGUAUAAUGCCGUUUAUCUUACUGAAGAAUAA
Entamoeba histolytica HM-1:IMSS is the source of this 2976-nucleotide messenger RNA. RefSeq names its product DENN domain protein. The transcript has a single exon. Gene Ontology annotation, biological process: regulation of Rab protein signal transduction. Bases 1 to 2976 code for a protein of 991 amino acids. Gene Ontology annotation, cellular component: cytoplasmic vesicle. The record is from RefSeq and is a predicted model, not a curated record. Lineage: Eukaryota; Evosea; Mastigamoebida; Endamoebidae.